AUGAGUGAUUAUGCUUUGGUGCGCUCGCGGAGCGCUUUGACACGCUCCAGAUCUGUGGACCCGGCUUCGCGGCUUUUGGUAAGUCGGGCCGGGCUUAGGCUUAGGCCUAGGCCCAAAUCCAUGUAGAGCAUUUCAAGAGCUUCAAAAUGAGCCCCAACAUGACUAGGCCACGCCCACUUUUCUGUGCGGCACAGAAAAGUGGGCGUGGCCUGAAAUCUAGUCAUGUUAGGUCUCGUUUUGAAGCUCUUGAAAUUCUCUACAAAAUGCGAUUAGCUACAGUAACCCCAGAAAACUACAGUAAUUGUUUUUGCCACGUGGAAAACAAUAGAGAUCAAAAAUCUGAAGCAUGUGAUAUUUCUUUUUUACACAUCGCCCCCAAAAACCAAUUAUUUUCUCUCGUAUCUCUUUUUUUCACUUUUGAAAAGUUCAAAAGGUAAACAAAAGAAAAAAUUCUCCGGGAGAAGUACACAGGAAAAUGCCACGUGGCAAUAAAUUUAAAAAAAAAAUUCAAAAAAAAUUUUUUUUUUGAAAAAAAAAAAUCAAAACCUUUUUUUCCAAAAAAAAAAUCAAAAAAUUUUUUUCCAAAAAAAAAAAUUCGAAAAAAUUUUUUUUCCAAAAAAAAAUCAAAAAAUUUUUUUUCAAAAAAAAAAUUCGAAAAAAAUUUUUUCCAAAAAAAAAAUUCUAAAAAAUUUUUUUCAAAAAAAAUCUGAAAAUUUUUUCAGAAAAAAAAUUCAAAAAAUUUUUUAAAUUUUUUUUUCAGAAUUUUUAAGCUGGAAAAUUUAAUUUUAAAAAAUUCUGAAAUUAAAUUCUACAAAUUUUCAGUUAAAAAUUCCACGUGGCAAAAAAAAAGUGUUCUACAGUAACCCUGGGCUUGUGUGGUCUCAAAACGUCGCAAAUUUCCGCGUUCAGGUCACACGUACCGCUUCCGUUCCGGAUCUCACCGCACACUUCCGCUACUCGGCAAAAUAUCGUCCACAAUGGCACACGGUCUAUCAAUCGACACCAUACAAAUGGCGUCGCGAUUGGGACCUCUAUGAUGAUUAUUGGUACGAUAAGUACUACUAUUUUUCGCCACUCUACCGUACCUAUUAUCCAAGUCGCCGCUAUUAUUAUAGGUCAGUUUUGGCGAGAAAAUUUGGGGAUUUUCAUGAUCUACAGAAAAAACGCUUCAAAAUGACACCAAACAUGGGCUAGUUAAAAAAAAAAUUUUGCUGACGCAUUUUUGGUAGGCUACAAAAAUCGCGUCAGCACCGGAAACACGUCAGUGAAGCUAUUUUCACAAUCUCUAGGUUCAGAGCUUCAAAAUGACACCAAACAUGCGUCAGUAAAUAAUUUUGUUGACGCAUUUUUGGUAGGCUACAAAAAAUGCGUCAGCCUAGUUACUAUCAGAGGCUACCAAAUUCGCGCCAGCACUCAAAACGCGUCAGUGAAGCUAUUUCCUUAAUCUACAGGUUCAGAGCUUCAAAAUGACACCAAACAUGGGCUAGUUAAUUUUUUUUGCUGACGCAUUUUUGAAAGGCUACAAAAAUUGCGUCAACACCGGAAAUGCGUCAGUAAAGCUAUUUUCACAAUCUCUAAGUUCUCAGCUUCAAAAUGACACCAAACAUGCGUCAGUAAAUAAUUUUGCUGAGGCAUUUUUGGUAGCCUACAAAAAAUGCGUCAGCAAAGGCCUUGCUGACGCAAAUUUUGCAGCUGGCCUAGGCAUGUUUGGUGUCAUUUUGAAGAGCUACAAAUUCUGCGUCAAGCUGAACUAUCACUGACGCAAAUUCUGCAAGACCUACAGAAAUUGCGUCAGUGAAAGUAUUCCUUGGCGCAUUUUUUGUAGCUGGCUCAUUUGAACCAAAAUUUUCCAUAGAAACCUAGGCAUGUUCGGUGUCAUUUUGAAGCCCUACAAAAUUUGCGUCAGUGAAAGUAUUCCUUGGCGCAUUUUUUGUAGCUUGGCGCAUUUUUCGAGCAAAACCUAGGCGUGUUUGGUGUCAUUCGAAUGCUCUUUUCAUUUCCAGCGACAAUUUGCCCAACCCAUACUUCUGGAACACCUACAGUAACUACUGGACCCGCUACAAGGGCUAUUGGUACGACUACGAUUAUCCGAGCUAUUAUCGCCGUUAUUCGAACACGGCUUUCAAUCGAUAUUUGACCACCACCUACACGCCCUACAGAUCCUAUUUGUUGGACUCGUUGAGCUCGAGUUUGUCACGUGGAUUGUCAAUGUACAGAUCGGGUACGGUAGGCGCGGAAAGGGCGUGCGGAAGGGUGCGGAAAAGUGAAAAAACGGCAAUUUUUGGAGCAUUUUGAGCCUAAAUUCGGGGAUUUUUGAGAUUAGGUCCGGGCCCGGGCUUCAGGCCUUACCUUAGGCCCAGGCCCAAGCCUCAAGCCUAAUAAUGUCCAAUUUCCAGACCCCUACUACUACUCCCGCUACCUUUCCUACUACUAA
Caenorhabditis angaria is the source of this 2434-nucleotide messenger RNA. The record is from the annotation of a GenBank genome assembly. NCBI's taxonomy places the organism in Eukaryota, Metazoa, Nematoda, Chromadorea, Rhabditida, Rhabditidae.